AUGCCGAAAAGUAUAUUUCGAUGCGAGGAAUGCAAACAGGAUUAUUACAAUCUGACGGAUCUAGCAAACCAUCUCAGGAAUCAUGUCAAAUGUGAUUAUGAAAACUGUAAAUUCGAGGCGAUCCAGGAUAUCUUGGAUCUUCAUAAGGAGGACCGCCAUCUUAUCUUCAAACCCGGUAGGUCUCCCAAAUCGCGAGCGAAAACCAACACAAAACCAGAUGGACCAUUAAACGCCACGAUCCAAGGACUAGGAUACGCGUUAAAGACUCAAGAAGAUAUCGACAAAUGGAUCCAAGAACGCAAGAAAAAAUGGCCCACCAACGCGCUCGUCGCCGAAAAGCGGGCUCAAGCUGAAGAACGGAAAAAGAAAAUCUUGCUCGAGGUUUCCAAUCAAUACAAGAACGAGCACAAGAACAGGAGACGCGUGUGGGUUAGGAACGAUCAGGCCGACCCUCCCAUAAUCAGAGGCGCCACCAAGAGAGCCUGUCCAGACACGCAGUUGCCAGAAAAUAUUCAAGGAGAUGUGCAUGAAUCCGACGGAAGUGAGAGUUCAUCAAGUGGCUCAGAUAUCGACCCCCUCAAGGAUGCCGUGUCUAGUAAGAUCGCCCCUCCCGUUCGCAACCCUCCUGCCACCCAAUCUUCUUCCUUCAAUGCCGGACCUAGUAAGAAUCAGCAGACUUCACUUCGCGGAGAAAAUUCAAAUAAACAGAAUGCGAAAGGAUCAUCUUCCAACCGUCGUCCCGGCAACGCGUCAUCCUCAUCUGGGCAUCUAUUUCUUGACCGUUCUGGCCUGUUCUCUAAGUUGAUUGAAAAAGAUGUCGAACAAGAUGUCUCUGAUCUCCAUGAGGUCAUCGACUUCCUUACCCGGAACGCGUUCCUCGAUGGCUACCACACUCGCAUACUUCAUCCAACCCAUUCAGAACCUCAGAUCCAAGAAGUUCUGAAAUAA
Molecule: messenger RNA, 948 nt
Organism: Puccinia triticina
Lineage: Eukaryota; Fungi; Basidiomycota; Pucciniomycetes; Pucciniales; Pucciniaceae
Exons: 7
Coding region: 1-948 (315 amino acids)
Biological process (GO): box C/D snoRNP assembly
Cellular component (GO): nucleus
Molecular function (GO): RNA binding
Source: RefSeq, a predicted model, not a curated record